UCUCGCAAAUCCGAACGCAAUCAAAUCAUACUGAUCUCAAUCCAAACGGCCGACACUGCGAACCGUUCUCUCAGCCGUCCUCUCAUAGACGCGCUGUUGUUUGUGUCCGCACAGUGCGGCGCCGUGUGCAAGAUUGGAGCUCCAUGUUCCGCAACCCAAGACUGCACGCCUCGUACCGCUUACACUUGGCGACUCGUGCACCUCGUGGUCCUGAUAAAUCCACUACAAAUCCGGUGGUUUUAUGGGCCUUUCGUGCACCAUUGCUCUGCGGUGAUGGCGCUUCUAUGGAAGCCAGCUGAACUGGACCUUUCUUUUUAACUAGCAGUUUAGAACUCGUUGGGCUUAGUUUUCCUCUGGGUUUCUUCCAAAAUGAACUUGUGGCUUGUUGGAUUGCUGAGAGCAGCUUGGAUUGCUGGGAGUUUGCCUAUAUUGAUAGCUUCCGUGCCGUCUUCUAGGCUGUUUUGGUUUCGUGAUGCUCUUUUGGGCUUCGCUAAGCGUGGGAAGACAUUGCAGUCUUCGUCGAAGAGAUUUACCGUUCCUCAAAGGUUCUUUCGCCACUUUUAUUGGGUGGCUGUUGUGUGGACAACAAUCCUGCUUGGUUCAACUUGGAUGUAUGCCUAUUACACAGCUCCGUUGGUUUCAGAGCCAUUGCUUUACUCCGAUAUGUCCAGCUACUUGACUGGAGGCUCACAUAUUUUAUCUUGGUCCAAAUCACAUGCAGCAUCAACAAAACAAAGAUUUAUGAUCUGGAGAUCUGUUUUUCUUCUUUUGUUGAUGGAAGUUCAAGUUUUGAGACGACUUGUUGAGACAAUAUACGUGUUCAACUAUAGCCCCUCUGCUCGGAUGCAUAUCUUGGGUUAUCUAACUGGCCUGUUUUUCUACACAGCAGCACCACUGUCGCUUAGUUGCAAUUGCAUACCAGAGGUCUAUGAAUUUCUAGUGAGUGAAGUGGCUGAAUUCAUUGUCAGAGGCAAAAAUCAGAUGCCAGCCAUUGAAAUUCAUUUAUGGGAAUUUGUGAAUCCUCUUAUGAAGCUUGGGUGGUGCCAGUGGAUUGGUGCAGCUAUAUUUUGUUGGGGAUGGAUUCAUCAGCAGCGUUGUCAUUCAAUUCUUGGCUCGCUACGCGACUAUAUGGAACAAGUUGAUGAAUAUUUAAUCCCCCAUGGUGAUUGGUUCGAAAGUGUUUCAUCUCCGCACUAUCUGGCUGAGAUUGUCAUCUAUGCUGGUGUUGUGGUUGCCAGUGGAGGAGCAGAUCUCACCAUAUGGUUACUUUUUGCGUUUGUGGUGGCGAAUUUGGUGUUUGCAGCAGCAGAAACACAUAGGUGGUACCUUCGCAAAUUUGACAAUUACCCAAGCAACCGGCUUGCUGUUAUUCCAUUUCUUUACUGAGCCUAUGAAGAAGAAAUUUAGGAGAAAGUUAGUUGGCUUUGGGUCUGUGUAAUUACUACCAUUAGCUGCUUGAAUGAAGGAAUUUAAAAGACACUCGGAUAUCACAUGAGUCAAAUGAGUAGUGGGAAAGUGGUGAUAGAUAACAAGGAGAAAUCUGGUGAAAGAAACUUGGGGGAUUGGUGUGAAGCUAAAUAGAAAUAAGUUAUAAUCUUUUCUUGAGCAUGGCCCUGAUGGAAGAUUUGAGCAUUCUCUGUUUAAGACAACAUUUUUAGGUGAAAUUUACAAGUAAUCUUGGGGAUUCGUGUAUUGACCAUACACAACUUUUGCUUGGAUAAGAAAAGUUCAGUUUUUUGAGC
Messenger RNA from Juglans regia (Persian walnut), 1742 nucleotides. Its product is annotated as polyprenol reductase 2-like. Lineage: Eukaryota; Viridiplantae; Streptophyta; Magnoliopsida; Fagales; Juglandaceae. Gene Ontology annotation, biological process: polyprenol catabolic process; dolichol-linked oligosaccharide biosynthetic process. Gene Ontology annotation, cellular component: endoplasmic reticulum. The record is from RefSeq and is a predicted model, not a curated record. Bases 370 to 1386 code for a protein of 338 amino acids. Gene Ontology annotation, molecular function: 3-oxo-5-alpha-steroid 4-dehydrogenase activity. The transcript is spliced from 6 exons.